Oncorhynchus masou masou (cherry salmon) is the source of this 7028-nucleotide messenger RNA. Its product is annotated as guanine nucleotide-binding protein subunit alpha-11-like. The transcript is spliced from 7 exons. The coding region runs from base 1007 to 2086 and encodes 359 amino acids. The record is from RefSeq and is a predicted model, not a curated record. Gene Ontology annotation, molecular function: G protein-coupled receptor binding; GTPase activity; guanyl nucleotide binding. NCBI's taxonomy places the organism in Eukaryota, Metazoa, Chordata, Actinopteri, Salmoniformes, Salmonidae. Gene Ontology annotation, cellular component: heterotrimeric G-protein complex. Gene Ontology annotation, biological process: phospholipase C-activating dopamine receptor signaling pathway; adenylate cyclase-modulating G protein-coupled receptor signaling pathway; action potential.
CUCCUGGCAUCCAACUAGAGUGUGCCAUGCCCACGGUUUUCAACAGACACCUAACGAUCUGCUAAUAAAUGGAACUGCUAGUUGCUAGCGAGGCCAUCAAUACGCAUUUUGUUUUCUGUUUAUUUAACUAGCGGCUGUGUUUUCAUGGGAAAUGUAUUAGCAAGCUAACGUCAGAUAGCGCGAUAACUGCGCCAAAAAUGAUGCGAGAUUCAAUCGAAUGUUGCACUGCUAGCUAGUCAGCCAAAUCUGACUGGGGAAUGGUCAUUGCUCAGUUUGCCAGCAUCACAUCUCUGACACAUCACGAAGCCGUUCAGCUAUCGAGACAUAACGCUGGAAACUAGCUAGCGUUUUGUUGGAUAGAAAAAGGAGGACGAGCAUUUGCUGGGAAGUGGUGACUGUGCCAGUGCAAGACUGGCCAUAUGGAUGCGUUGCAUUUGUGUGCAUUUUAUUGACAAUUGUGGCUUGGCUCUAGCUAGGGGGCGGACGGCGCUGAGAAGGCGGACAGUUGGCUACGUUAGCUAACUAGCUUGUUGGAUGUCGCGACAGUGCAGUUAGCCCCGUUCGUUGUGUCAGGCCAAGGACCAGGGGACGCACGAACCCAAGUCAGUGAACAGGGGGUAUCGCAAUCGAGGCGGGUAAUAGGGAUAGUUAGCUAGCUAGCUAGUUGUCCAACUAGCUAGCUAACGUGAGAAAUCUAAACAAGGCUUGAAGCGCGCUUCAACGGAGAGAGGCCCUCAACACACCCCCUCGCACCGACACUGCCCCCUCUUCGCCGAUCCUCCCGUGAUUUGCUGAGAUCUGUACACGGGUGAAGUCGGACAGUUCUCGGUUGGGGACAACUUGACAGCGAGGCCCCUAGCUCCCCUCCCCCCAUUCCCAUCCAAGACCCCACAGUCCACCUCCCUCGCCAGACAUUAGAAGCGAGGAUCGGAAUAUUAGAUACCUAGCUAAAGUUAACCCAACCAGCUAGUCCAUUCUAACCCGCGGGCUGCCAAAACCAGGAGGGAUGACUUUGGAGUCGAUGAUGGCUUGCUGCCUGAGCGAAGAGGCGAAGGAAUCGAAACGAAUCAAUGCGGAGAUAGACAAACAACUCCGGCGAGACAAGCGGGACUCGAGGAGAGAACUGAAAUUACUCCUUCUCGGUACAGGAGAGAGUGGGAAGAGUACAUUCAUCAAGCAGAUGAGGAUCAUCCACGGGGCGGGCUACACAGAGGAGGACAAGAGGGGUUUCAUCAGGCUGGUGUACCAGAACAUCUUCACCUCCAUGCAGUCUAUGAUCAAAGCCACAGAGAACCUCAAGAUCCCCUUCAAAUAUGAACAGAACCGGUCUAAUGCCAUGCUAGUGAAGGAGGUGGACAUAGAGAAGAUCUGUGGUUUCGACCAGCCCUACAUCAGCGCCAUCAAGACCCUGUGGGCCGAUCCUGGGAUACAGGAGGCCUACGACAGACGCAGGGAAUACCAGCUAUCAGACUCCACUAAAUACUAUCUAACUGAUCUGGACCGUAUCUCAGACAACAACUAUCUGCCCACACAGCAAGAUGUUCUGAGGGUGCGAAUCCCCACCACCGGCAUCAUAGAGUACCCCUUCGACUUGUCAAGCAUCAUUUUCAGGAUGGUGGAUGUAGGGGGUCAAAGGUCAGAGAGGAGGAAGUGGAUCCACUGUUUUGAGAACGUCACUUCCAUCAUGUUCCUGGUAGCCCUCAGCGAGUACGACCAAGUCCUGGUGGAGUCUGACAACGAGAACCGUAUGGAGGAGAGUAAGGCGUUGUUCAGGACCAUCAUCACCUACCCCUGGUUCCAGAACUCCUCAGUCAUCCUGUUCCUCAACAAGAAGGAUCUGCUGGAGGAGAAGAUCUCAUACUCCCACCUAGUCGACUACUUCCCUGAGUUUGAUGGUCCCCAGCGAGAUGCCCAGGCGGGCCGGGAGUUUAUCCUGAAGAUGUUUGUGGACCUGAACCCGGAUAGCGACAAGAUCAUCUACUCCCACUUCACCUGCGCUACGGACACCGAGAACAUCCGCUUCGUCUUCGCUGCCGUCAAAGACACCAUCCUGCAGCUCAACCUCAAAGAAUACAACCUGGUCUGAGAGACUCUUGCACACAAACACACACUCUUCCCAGUUGCACAGCUUAGCCUACACACACACACUUAUGAAGCUUACACACACCUACAAAUCUAGUUGAUCUUUCCCCCUCCUGCUUUUCACUCCAGCGAUUUAAGACCCCCUCUUCCUAUAUCUCUCCUCCCAUUCGCUCUUUCAUUCCUUCCCUAUUUUCUAUCCUUUUGCCAUAAGCCUGUCCUCUCCCUCGUUCUCAGCAGCUUGUCAGUCUCCUCUUCUUCACACACAUGCCAUGACUACGGGAGGGGACAAUUGUGUGUGUGUGUGUGUGUGUGUGUGUGUGUGUGUGUGUGUGUGUGUGUGUGUGUGUGUGUGUGUGUGAAGGUGAGGAAGAGGACCAGUGCGGUCAGUGAACUGUGGGUCUUUUAACCCUUAAACCCUCAGUCAACUGGCCUGAGAUCACAUCCUCUGAUUGGUGGAAGGAGUGACCAUACCGCACUCUAUAAGGGAGGGGCUAUAGACUGGGAGGGGGGUGGAGACGAUGAGGUAACCGAAGGAAGCCACCAGGACACGAGCAGGAAGUGAUGUCACACAGAAGUGAGGGGGCAGACCAAGGAUUCUGUUUCCACCUCGCAUCGAUGAAUGUAUACUCUAAGUGAGCAUCGCAAACGCAAAAAAAUAUAAUUAAGUAUGUUAUAAAGUAAUUACGUAUGUAGACAAAUUACACUAAGACUGAAAGCACCAGAGGGAGAGGAAAAAGCAAAUCGAUUAAAUCUGUGUAUCGCUGAGCUUUUUUACAAAUAGUUUUUAAUAAUAGUAACUUGUUGCUAUGUCAACUUCUAUCCGACGACUAAGAAGUCGUUUGAAAAGUUAUAGAAGCGGUUAACAAAACAAGAUCUUCUAUUUAAAAAAAUUGCAAAAUAGCCAAAAUAUCACAAAAACAAGAUGGUAAUCAGAAACGGACUAAUUUUAUCCUUUACAGACGGUUGUGGUUGUUCAUGUUUAGGUUUGAUCACAUCGCUUCCCUCCUUCACUGGUUUACUGACUGAUAGAUGGAAACCUUCCGUUUGACAUCCGCAGUACCACGUUCUGUUUGAUACACGCCACAUUAAGAUUACCGAACAUCCCAUACUUGCUACUAUGUUCUGAUUGGACAGUCACUGAGGGGGAGGGAGUCAUGUAUGGAUAUGAUGUCAUCACUGUACGGUACAUCAGUCUGUGAAAGAAUUACAUCACGUGUUAAGUCGCCCAGCGACCCAAUUAGAUGUGCUCUGGAGAUUCUGGGCAGUCCAUCCCCACCAAUGACACGGUGGCAUCCAUUUUCCAAGACACACAGGAAGCUUUAUGUUGUUUACCUUUUUUUUUUUUUUUUUACUGUAUAGACACUUUUGUUUGUUGAUGAGAGGUGGUUGUUGAUUGGUUGGAGCAGGAGACUGUCUCCCGGAAUGGACAGGCAAGCAUACUCUGAAGUCAAAAAGUUAUUGUUUGUGUAUAUUUCUGUUUGUAAAUACAUGUACACAGAAACGCUCCUGUACAAAAACACUCUGUGGUACAGUACACCAUCUUUGACAACAAAAAAAAAUAGAAGAAAAUCCCAUUUUUUCCUUUUCAAUAGUGUACUGUUUUUGUUUUCCUAUGAAUUUACUAGUAUUUAUACUGUGAUUCUGGAUUUUUUUUAAUGAUUGAUAAUCAGUUGAUUAUAAGAGGACUACACACACAGAGGACUGCAGUGAGAGGAAAGGAACGGUCUCAGAACGGAGGUUCUAAACCAUCAGGAGCCUUCUAUUCUAGAACCUUCAGAACAUUCUAGAUCCUCGGCUCUCCUCUGCAGCUUCUCCCUACUAACACUAGAGCAGAUUAGUUAUUCACAAUAUGUUGACAAAAUACAUGAUAUUAAAAGAGUAACUAAAUAAAGUUUUAAUUUUUUUUUUUUAAUUUAUCUAAUAAUUUAUGGAACCAGGUUUGAAGGUGUUGAUAAUUUGACUGCUUUUGUUUCUAUCAUGUUGAAAUGCGGUCAGGGCUAGACUUGAGUCUAAUCUGCUGUAACAAAACAAACGUCUACUAAAGUAUGUACUAAAUCUCUGCUUUCUUUUUUCUCUUAAGACAAUUCCAGAUGUACUUUGCCAUUCUAUCUAUAUCCAUGUUAAAUUCAAUGGUUUUCUUCUCCCAUUAAGUCACUUUGUUUUGUUUCAUUGAUGAAAACUUGUAUUUCUCCUCUUGGGUUUCUAAUAGGCACAGCUCUGUAACUGCAUACAUAGGAAAUGUACCAUAUGAACGUAGGUGAAUUUUUAUAACCAGUGAUUGGAGACCAGUACGGUCUAUGCUUGCUCUGUCGUUGUAAUUUAAACACAGUUUGCGUUGUCGUUGGUUUGAGUUGUUUUAGUUCAAGUUCCGAGGCUUGCUUUGAUAGAACCAGUGACGUUGCAUAUCUACUUUUGAAACUCUUUCUACAGGCAACUUUUUCUUCAUUAUUCUCAUUAAGGGCUAUCGCCAUGCAUCAGACAGUCAGGCAGAUGGGGGAGAGAGAACUAGUAAAGGACAGGGCUCAAUUCGGUUUUCAAUUCAUGAGGUGACUGGAAAUUCAAUGAGUGAAUUCAAAAAAUCUUAGAAAGCGAUGGGCAGUAGAGGACAAAGGUACACGGUUGCGUUCUGUCCUCAAGGGCUGCAGUCUUGCUGUUUUUUUUCUGUUGCCUUCUAACCAAAAACGGAUUUCUAUCUGUGAAAUCAGGUGUUUGCAAUCUCCAGCCGAUUGGUAACAUUCAUUGAUCAAGUAAAUGCCGGGAAGAAAUGAAAGCCAGCAGGAAUGCAGACUUCGAAGCACUGGGUUGUUUACCCCUGGUUUUAGGUUCACAGUCAACUAAGCCAUUCACUCGAGUGUUUGUGGGGAUAAUUUUGUUCAACAAAGACCGUGUGUGAAUGCAGCUGUGGUCGGAUACAUGACCAACACUACCAUUCAUUUUUUACUUUCUCUUUCUCUGGAUCAACAGUGGAUCGCACAAGCUUCCAGCUCCGAAUGAGGGAAUCUGUCAAGCCCCAAGUUCCCUACUUCACUGUUUGAUGCGUGAUCGUGGAUCAGCUUACCCUCCCUCAAUGCUAACCUUAAAGGCCCAGUGCAGUCAAAUGUGAAUUUCCUGUGUUUUGUAUAGAUUUCCACACUAAGGUUGGAAUAAUACUGUGAAAAUGGUGAUAAUGCUAUUUUAGUGUAAGAGCUUUUUGAAAAGACCACCUGAAAUUUCUGCCUGUUUUGGUUUGUCUGUUUGAUAUCACCAUGCGGUAAAUUAGUUAAUAAACCACAUUUUUUUUAACGUUUCAAACCUCUACCAAUAACAGCUAGUUUUCAGUUUUCCCCUCAUCAUUCAGACCACCACUUCCAGACAGUCCUAGCAAAAUUCAUGCUUGAGAAAUUACUCUUGCUAAGAAGCUGUUUUUUUGUUGUUGACCAUUUUGAGUAAAAACAAUCACAUUAGGGUACUUAAUUGUUACCCAGAAAUUACUUGAUUUUGAGGUAAAAACGUCUGCAUUGGGCCUUUUAUCCAUUUAAGGGGGGGGACGCAAAACUGACCUUAGAUCAGUGUUAAGGGGAACUUUUCUUCUACUGUCCUACUGCUAGUUUUACCAUCCGGGGGUGUGCUUUGUGCCUGUUGAGGAGAUUUUGCACAUUGUCAUUAGACACUCCUGCAGUAGAGGCGGGGUGUUAAACCAGGUGUUAAAAUUAUAUUCCAAGUUAAAGCAUAGCUGCGCAACACACAGCUCUAGCACACCUGUGCAGACUUUUGUUCCAUACCAGCAAUAACACCCCAGUCAACUGAUUGAGAACUAAUCAUGGUCUUGAAUUAGACCACAACUAGUUGAACCAAGUGUGUUAGUGUUGUACUGGAACUAAAGCCUGCACACUGCAGCCAGUAUUCGAGGAUAUUAUCCAAGUAUGACAUUCAGUAUUUCAUUCGGUGUUGACCUGCCCACAAACAAUGUGUUGAAUACAACUCGCAUACCAAACAGACAAGCACUUAGGCUCCUGUACUGCCUCCACAAUGAAGGGUGAAAACAGCCCAAACUACAAUCAUCUGACUUGGUGAUUAAUCAGUCAUAUUUAUAGGAAACACUACUAAUCUCUUGUUUUCCACUUCCUGUGGGUUAAUUGGUUGGCUCUCCUGAAGUGUCUGCACAUUAGGGCCCAGAGUUGUUCCUAGGCUGUAACUAGGACCCAGAGUUUUACCUGGUCAGAUUAACAUGGACAUGGUGCAUAUUGAGAACUUAGCUUGACUUCUUUCCUUUAAAUCUUUUUUGUAAGAUAAAAAAAUAUUACCGGAACACUAUUGUAUUUAGGACCACUUGAUUUAUUUUUUAAUCUAAGGAAACCUGAGGGUUAAAUGUUUUAGUUGGUGUAUAAAAUAUACAAUGCUGUUUUUGUUUUUGUUUAUUUUGUAUGUAAACCAAAUGUAAAUGAUGUAUUAUACUGUGUGCCAACCCAACUCUCUCUAGAGCCAGGCUCUCUCUCUCUUAAGUGCCAACGCUGACAUCAUCAUCAGGGGACAGCCAUCUUGGAUGGUCCCAUUUUUAAGAACACCAGAGACCUAAACACCUGGCAUGUUUGACUACGCCACCCCUAACAAAAACUAUAAGUACACUUUUUUUUUUUUUUUAUUGUGUAAUUAUACAAUUGCAUGUAUUUAGUGUUGGGAGGAGGUGAGGGCUCAGAAAAAUGUAUUGGCUGAUGCAGAGACCUUGAUGAAAGGGUGGAAUCGGUUAUUGAUUGAUCGGUUGGUUAUUAUGGAUUAUUGAUUUGCAUUACUCUCGCCAUAUUUCUUUUCUUUUUUUAUGUGUGUUUUCAUGCAUUUGUUUCAACCACUGUUGCCUGAUCCUCAUUCAAACAUGAACAUGAUUUAUUACGAUCAUCGUCGCCUUCUAAGAGAGAACAUAAUGACAAGGUAUCUGUUUUAAAUUGAAAUAAAUUUGUUCGUAUACUUGC